AUGUUGCGACAAGUGUUGCACGAAGGGCUCAGGACGUCAUUCCACAAACUGGGCCACUUUGUCGCCAAUCACCCGGUGUUUUUCGCCUCCGCGCCCGUGCUGAUCUCCAUCCUGCUGGGCGCGAGCUUCAGCAGAUACCGCAUAGAGGAAAACGUGGAGUACCUGUUAGCCCCCAAACACAGCCUGGCGAAGAUCGAGGGGAACUUGGUGGAUAGUUUGUUCCCCGUGAACCGAUCCAAACACACCCUCUACUCAGACUUGCAAACACCCGGCAGAUAUGGCCGGGUCAUCGUGACUUCGCGCAGGGGGAGCGUGUUGGACCCUCACCAAGUCAACUCAGUCCUAAAACUACACAACACAAUCACUCAGAUCCAGGUUCCUAUGCUGGGAUUCAACUACACCUUUGCCCACCUCUGCCUGUUGGAUGACAGCAAGAGCUGCAUCGUGGAUGACAUCCUGCGGGUUCUGGAGGAGAUGAGGUCAGCGCGGGUAUCUAACCAUUCAGUACCCACUCUGCAUUAUCCCAUCACCAAACUCAAAGACGGGCGGGAGGCCUACAUUGGGCACCAGCUGGGUGGAGUCCUGGCAGGUGGAGGGAGAGACGGGGUGCGUACUGCUCGAGCCCUUCAACUCACAUACUACCUGCAAGCGGCCAGCCCACUGAACGAAGUGGUAGCGGCCAGCUGGGAGCUGCUGUUCUGCAAGGAGUUGGAGAACUUUGGAAAGGCUCAUCUAGAGCUUAGCCUAUACCCCUUCACUUCCUCUUCUCUUCAGAGGGACUUCCAAAGGACCAGUCGGGUAUCAGAACGGCCGCUGCUCUUUAGCCUGGCUGUGUGUCUCUCGCUGGCCAUGCUGUGCUGCUCAAUGCGAGACUGUGUGCGUACAAAGCCAUGGCUGGGUCUUCUGGCUCUAGUGACCAUCAGCCUCGCUACACUCACCUCUGCAGGCAUUUUCAACCUCACAGGAGGGAAAUACAAUUCAACAUACCUGGGUAUCCCUUUUGUCAUGUUAGGUCAUGGCUUGUUUGGCACAUUUGAGAUGCUGUCGUCUUGGCGACGUACCCGCGAGGACCAGCAUGUGAAGGAGCGAGUUGCUGCUGUUUUCUCUGACUGUAUGCUGCCCUUCACAGCUAGCACGGCCUUGCAUGUGGUCACCUUCGGCAUCGGGGCCAGUCCAUUCACAAACAUUGAGGCUGUACGUCUCUUUUGUCAGAACGCCUGUAUCUCAGUCCUCUUCAACUACCUCUACAUCCUCACCUUCUAUGGCUCCAACCUAGUGUUUGCCGGCUACCUGGAAAACAACUACCGUCACAGUCUAUUCUGCAGGCGUGUACCAAAGCCCGAGUUGCUGCAGCAGAAACCAGCAUGGUAUCGCUUUCUCAUGUACACACAUUACAACGAGGAGGCCACAGAAGCAGGACCACUGCGUGCUUAUGAGAGUCACCUGCUGGUAGCCUUUAUGAAGCGGUACUACUGUGACUGGAUCACCAACACCUAUGUCAAACCAUUUGUGGUUUUGUUCUACUUAGUUUAUGUUUCCUUUGCCCUCAUGGGCUACCUUCAGGUCAGUGAAGGGUCAGAUCUUAGUAAUGUGGUUGCCACAGAAACAAGCACUAUUGCAUACACCCAUGCACAGCAGCGGUAUUUCAGCAGUUACAGCCCUGUGAUUGGCUUCUACAUCUACGAGUCCAUUGAGUACUGGAACACGAGCGUGCAAGAUGACUUACUGGAAUACACCAAAGGUUUUGAACGCAUCUCCUGGUUUGAGAGUUACCUCAACUACCUUCAUGGACUGAACAUCACCACUAGCCUGUCACGCAGCAACUUCACAGAACACUUGCGGUCUGGCUUUUUGCGGCAACCCCGAUUUCUGCAUUUCUCGGACGAUAUCAUCUUUGCCAAACGUGCGGAUGGGGAAUUUGAUGUGGUAGCCUCACGUAUGUUUCUAGUGGCCAAGACAACAGAAAACAAACGAGAGGAGAUGUCUAUCCUGCUGGACACACUAAGGAAGUUGUCGCUGACCUCCAGGGUGAAAUUCAUAAUCUUUAAUCCAUCCUUUGUGUAUAUGGACCGUUAUGCUUCAUCUGUUGGAGCACCCCUGAAGAACUCUUGCAUUGCAGCUCUCUUUCUGCUCUUCUUUUCCACCUUCUUGGCAGCUGACCCACUGGUGAAUGCCUGGUUGACUGUGACAGUAGCCUCUGUUGAGUUCGGGCUGGUGGGUUUCAUGACCCUAUGGCGUGUAGAGUUGGAUUGCGUCUCAGUGCUGUGUCUGAUCUAUGGGGUGAACUAUGCUGUAGACUCCAGCACUCCGCUAGUGUCUGCAUUUGCUCUAGGCCGGGAAUCCACACGUACACGCUGGGUGAAACUAGCUCUAGAGCGACAUGGAGUUCCUGCCCUUCAGAGUUACUUGUGUUAUGGGGCUGCUCUGCUCCCUCUCGCGGCUGUGCCCUCGAAUCUCACCCGCACACUCUUCAGGUGCCUCUUUCUCACCGCCAUCAUCACCGCCUUCCACUGUUUGGCUAUUCUCCCUGUCCUACUCACCUUCUUGCCUCCCUCCAAGAAAAAAUGUCGGGAGAGAAAGAAUGCUGCAGAAAACCGAGAGGAAAUUGAGUGUGUGGAGAUGGUGGACAGCACACGUGUGGUUGAUCAGAUUACCACUGUCUGACCACGUGCCUGAGAAAGAGGUAGAUUGGAGGAUGUACAAGAGAGAAAAAACAAAACACCCCCAGGGGGUGGCAGAAGGAGACCUGAGAUAUGAGAGUUAGCCUUUGUGCAGCUGGGCUUCCAGUUUAUGGGUGUUCUUUAGCAUGAGCCCACAUUUUAAACAAGGCUUAUGUUUGAUGGUAAAAGCAGAUGAGUUUGAGCCAUUAACAGUGGGUGUAUUGUUGUCAUGGUAAAAGUCCUAUGCAGGUUUUCCUGCAGCUCAAUGAGAGCGAGGAAGGCCAGAUGAACCACACUGCUGCACAGUUGCAGAUAAUCACAGAGGGGGGCUCCUCUGGUCUGCAGUAUUACAGCAGAUGUAGAGCGGAAACUGUAACAAGCAACUGCUUUGUCAAGGCAUAGAUAGAGACUUACAAUGUUUCUAAUGCCCCAAGAACCAUACCAAGACUUUCAUGGGGCACUAAGCUAAAGACCAAGCAGCCAUAUUCAUAUCUGCUGACAGCCAUGACUUUAAUGCGCCCAAUGUCAUUUCUUCUCAGAGGUUAGAUGUUUUGGUCAGGACUGUAUAUUUGUCUUUUGGUAUAUGGUGGUAUUAAAAAUACAUAGUAUUUGAAAAGAUCGAAAAUAUUUUCACUGACCAUGGUGACCAUGGUCAACUCCCCCACCAUUACCAAUGUCUCAGAGGGAUUUAAGGCUCAUCUUCCAUAAAGGAAUGUAUAAGAGAGAAAAAAAUGGGCGGGUGAAAGAAAGGACGGAAGGGGGUGGGGAUGUGUCUGAGAGAUACACAGAAGCAAGACCCUGCUGACAGGUUGGUGUGCUGUGCAGUGCUUCCAUGGUAACUCUGAUCACAGUUAAGUUGCAUAGUGUAUGUAUAAUUUCCUACCCUCUUAGUUCAAUAAGGGCAUUGGUUACCAAUUAAGUCACACUGCAAUGGAAAGAAUAAUCUAUGAAGGAUUUAUCCAUGCUGCUUCUUGUUUAUUUUGUUUGCCUCUAAAAUGUUGGAAAUCACCUUGUCACAGACAAUGCUCUUCAUCAAUAUGCAUGAGCCAGAGUCCCUUCGUUUUCACCCUCUUUGACCUCUGUGUAUAAGAGGCUUGAAAAAAAAAAUAGAUACAGAGAGACCUGGAGCAGAAAGAGAGCAUAAGAAAGGAGCAUCUGGCCAAUCAAAUCCACUUACUUUUCAAAUUCCCCUCAGUCCCAAAAGCAAUUGAUAUCAAAUCAAUCAUGAAGUAAAACGGCAUCCCCUUUAGCUCCAACUCUUACUGUAUUUGUGCAAGGAUUGGUGCUUUAAGGCAGCUGGGGUGGGGGUUGGGGGCAUAUGUUUUUUUCUAGUCUCCCUUUCUCAAGCACACACAUGGACUGUGACAUUGACAUUCAUAAUGACUGUGGCAUAAUAGAAAGGUUAUGUUGCAGCUUGUGAAAUAUUGUUGAAUGCAUUGGUCCAGAUAAUCAUAUAAAUGACAAUAAAGGGAAAAAGACAGUUAGACAUGUACAUGAUUGGACACAUUUGCUCACACACUUAAUGUGGCAACUGUAAAUAGGCUUUUUUUGACCAUUCCCCACCUACUUGAUGGUCCUCACCUACUCCAUUCUCCUCCUAAGAAGCACUUCUGAAUCACUGCAUUCAGAUAUACACACCUACAGUAUAUGGCUAAUUAAAUUAGCCUAUAUAUA
Molecule: messenger RNA, 4334 nt
Organism: Cyprinus carpio (common carp)
Lineage: Eukaryota; Metazoa; Chordata; Actinopteri; Cypriniformes; Cyprinidae
Product: patched domain-containing protein 1-like
Biological process (GO): chemical synaptic transmission; cognition
Cellular component (GO): synapse; plasma membrane
Source: RefSeq, a predicted model, not a curated record